AUGUCUCGUGCUAAAGAGAUCCAGGAGAAGCUCGGCCUCCAGGCUAGUUUGCAGACAGCGUUCAACGAUUCGAAAUUAAAAGCUUUUGAAUGGCUUGAGGAUGAUUUGAGUAAAGACUGUAGCGAAGAUUUAACAUCUUCGAAGUCUUUGUUUCACCAACUUCCAGUAAUUGGCCUAGGUGCGGGUUUGAGCUUUGAUCAGACGCCCAGCAAUAACAAUGAUGCGAAAGAAGACAUUUCGACCAUAGGCGAGUUUAUCAACAGCGACAAGAAAGUCUCAUCGCUGGCAAAGAAAAAGAAGCGGAAAAUGGCAAAUGGGCAAGAGCCGACGCAGAGAAGCGUUAACAGUGUACAUGAAAUCAGUGCUGGUGAUACGCGAGCGAUGAUAGCUUUGAAGAGAAAGAUCAAAAAUAGCCAUCGUGGUGAGCUGCGAAGCAAGCUUGGCCACCAGCGAGACGUCUCGGGAGAAGUUCAACCUAUAAAACGUAAUACUAGCUCUGACAGUGAAGAUGAAGAUGAACCUCGCGUUGAAAAGACUACCAAGAAGUCAUUUGGGCUACUAUUUCAGGGCAAGAGAAAGAAGAGGUGA
Molecule: messenger RNA, 588 nt
Organism: Lachancea nothofagi CBS 11611
Lineage: Eukaryota; Fungi; Ascomycota; Saccharomycetes; Saccharomycetales; Saccharomycetaceae
Source: the annotation of a GenBank genome assembly